Magnolia sinica is the source of this 1509-nucleotide messenger RNA. RefSeq lists its product as uncharacterized. Lineage: Eukaryota; Viridiplantae; Streptophyta; Magnoliopsida; Magnoliales; Magnoliaceae. The record is from RefSeq and is a predicted model, not a curated record. The transcript has 3 exons. The coding region runs from base 501 to 893 and encodes 130 amino acids.
ACAACAGAAAAGCUGUCUUUGUUGGAAAUUCCUUGCAAUGUUAUCAUUUAUCAAAGAUGAUAUCAUUGUUAAGGGUGAUCCCUAUUCUUUCUUUCUUUGUUUAUUAAAGAAUCUCUCUGCUUUCCUUUUCAACCAGGUUCUUGUUAUGGUUAAUAUCAAUUGAAGUGUACUAGUAAUACUUCUAUUACUUUGUCUUUGUUUUUCGUGUUUGUAGAGUAUGCCCGUUAAGUUAUUUUUCAAAUUUUCUAAAUUGUUAUAGUAUAACAUUUCAGUUUACAGGAAACCACACCCUGUGUAUGGUCACCUCGGCAUAGUAGUUUAUCUUCCAUUGGGAUUCAUCUUGCUUCUCCAGAAGGAUACUCAGCCUAGUAUUGAAAGAUUAGUUCUCAUUAUUGAAGAACACGUCAGUUGCUGCAGAUUUUCUCAAGGGUUCAACACAAUAUUUUAUUGCUUGAUCAAUGCUGUUGGUGUGACGUGUGAGUUUAAGAAGCUAUACUAAGAUGGGGAGCAUCCAUCGCAAUGGUAUUCUGAGAAGACCAAAUGACAAUCACAGUGGUAUUCUGAGAAGGUCAAACGAUGUUACAAGAAUUAUUACUUCAACUGUUAUUGGAGUUGUCUUUGGAUUCUUUGUUGGAAUCUCAUUUCAAAACUUUUCAGUUACCAAGCAGAUUAGCUUGCCUACCAGCCUUCUGUCCUCCAUCGAUGCAGCCACUAUCAAUGGUCGUAGAUCGGAGAGCACUACCCAAUCUUUCCCACCUAAACUUGGUUCAGAUGAAAACAAAUCUUCUGGAACUUAUAGCUCAGGAGAUAGUUCAAAGGUAAUCCUUUUGGCUAUUGCCUUAUUUUUAAGAAGUUUGUUUAUCCCCAUUUUCACAAACCAUGCUACUGCAUGAGCCCCAACCUUAACCAUACUUUCGAGAACAACCUUUUGCCACCAGCCCUUUGUAACUCUAGAAAAAGAAAAGGAGCCAUCUGCUUUAACCUCGUACACCUCCUUGUUUCCAGUUGAUUGCUUACUGUCAGGUAAUGGAUCACGCACCAAAAUUUUAACUAAACAAUGAAAACGUGAAUAUUAGAUGAACACUGGUUAUCUUUCCCCCCUUUCUAAACAAGGAAACAAGGUUGUCAUUUUUUCUUCAUAAGAAUAAUAACUCCUCUUUGUCCCAAUACAUUCUCAUAUGCAAUUUCAAAGCCUUUGAAAUGACAUUAUGUCCUCUUUCAUGGAUAUGUUUCCACAGGUUGUUCCUUCUCUGUAAAAUAAUAUUUUUCCUGCAAUUUUGACCUACUCUCAUCUUUAUCUUUUCUCAGCAUUUAAAAUUUCUUGCAUCAGUUUUAUUUCUUUUAUGGGAAUACUUGGCCUGCCUUUUAUGCUCCCUUUCAUCUUUUCUAAGCAGUGGUUUAUAGAGGGGUGCUCAACUACACCCAUGGUUCUUGUGCUUUUAGACAUGCGGAUGAACAAAUCAUCAAUCCAGGCCUUCCAUUAGGUUUAUCAUACUCUCAUGGACCACA